This is a messenger RNA of Hyalella azteca, 972 nucleotides long. RefSeq names its product histone H3.v1-like. The transcript has 5 exons. The record is from RefSeq and is a predicted model, not a curated record. Lineage: Eukaryota; Metazoa; Arthropoda; Malacostraca; Amphipoda; Hyalellidae. The coding region runs from base 1 to 972 and encodes 323 amino acids.
AUGCGUGGCCAGACGGUGGCCGGCGAUAACAAGCAGGCGGUGAAGGAACUGCCUAAUGAGAAUGUUAAAACGCUGCCUAAUGAGGAGGAAGUGAAGACGCUGCCUAAUGAGAAGGUUAAGACGCUGCCUAAUGAGGAGGAGGUGAAGACGCUGCCUAAUGAGAAUGUUAAAACGCUGCCUAAUGAGGAGGAGGUGAAAACGCUGCCUAAUGAGGAGGAGGUGAAGACGCUGCCUAAUGAGGAGGUGAAGACGCUGCCUAAUGAGGAGGAGGUGGAGACGCUGCCUAAUGAGGAGGAGAUGGACGGCAGCCGUAAUAUGGACGACAGCCGUAAGAUGGACUGUAGCCGUAAGAUGGACGGCAGCCGUAAUAUGGACGGCAGCCGUAAUAUGGACGGCAGCCGUAAUAUGGACGGCAGCCUGUCACCAUCACGACACAAGACAGACGUCACCAUCACGCAACAAGACGUCACCAUCACGCAACAAGACAGACGUCACCAUCACGCAACAAGACAGACGUCACCAUCACGCAACAAGACGUCACCAUCACGCAACAAGACGUCACCAUCACGCCACAAGACAGACGUCACCAUCACGCAACAAGACGUCACCAUCACGCAACAAGACGUCACCAUCACGCAACAAGACGUCACCAUCACGCCACAAGGCAGACGUCACCGUCACGCCACAAGACAGACGUCACCAUCACGCCACAAGACAGACGUCACCAUCACGCUACAAGACAGACGUCACCAUCACGCCACAAGACAGACGUCACCAUCACACCACAAGACAAACGUCACCAUCACGCCACAAGACAGACCACCUACCCUCACCCCACCUACCCUCGCCUCACCUACCCUCACCUCACCUACCCUCACCCCACCUACCCUCACCCCACCUACCCUCACCCCACCUACCCUCACCCCACCUACCCUCACCCCGCCUGAGAUGGCACAUCGCAAAUCGGGAUGA